Momordica charantia (bitter melon) is the source of this 2013-nucleotide messenger RNA. Its product is annotated as CLK4-associating serine/arginine-rich protein. The record is from RefSeq and is a predicted model, not a curated record. Lineage: Eukaryota; Viridiplantae; Streptophyta; Magnoliopsida; Cucurbitales; Cucurbitaceae.
CCGAAUCUUCCCGAUGCCAUUGAAGAACAGCAAACCGUCGUCGUCAUCGGGAACUCGUAGUUCCAUGCGAGGAGAGGAAGGGGAUCAGGGUUUAGGUUUUCCAUUUUCCCCGAUUCAAUCGAAAUCCAUUAGAAUUGCAUCUUCUUCCAGAGAUGUGGCACGAGGCGAGGAGAUCCGAGAGGAAGGUCCACGACAUGAUGGACGCUGCUCGAAAGCGAGCUCAAAGGCGCGCCGUCUUCCUCGCCAAGCGCCGUGGCGAUCCUCAGCAAUCCAUCCAGGUCGUCGGAACUCGCUGCCGCGUUUACCGUGACGAUGGUCUCUAUCAAGCAACUCAGGACCAACAAGGCCUGAUUCCUUGGAAUGGUAAGCAGGAUGUAAUGAUUGACAGAUUUGAUGGACGUGCCCUGCUUGAUUUCAUUCGAGAACCCCGACAUAUUCGAACACAAGAAAAAUCGGAGGAAGAAGAGGAAUUAGAAGAGUUUGUUAAUUUUCAGCGUUAUCGAGAUUUAAUUAAGCAUCGACGUCGAGGAUUUAAUGAUGAGGAUGGUUUACAACAUGUAAAUCAAGAAAUGGAAUCCAAGGUGUCUGCUCCAUUUGUAUCAGACAGAUCUCAGCAACCGCAGCCUCCUUCUGCUGCAAGCAAGGGAUCAUAUUCACAAGUGGCAUUUUCUUAUGAGGCGGAUGUGAAGGAGGAAUCAAAUUCAGAUGCAGAUGAUAAUGCUAGUGAAGAUGAUGAGGACGAGGAUGAAGAGGAGGAAGAUUUUAACAGUGAUGACAGUAAUGACGAAGGAAUGGAGGUAAUAGCAAAAGAGUUCGGAGUCAAAAGAUAUGGUUGGCUUGUUUACAUGGAUAAAAAGGCUAAAGAGGAAGAGAAGAGGCAAAAGGAAAUAAUCAAAGGUGAUCCUGCAAUAAGAAAGCUAAGUCGCAAGGAAAGAAGGAAAGCAUCUCAAAUGGAACGGGAAAGGGAAAGAGAAGCUGCACGAAUUACUGGUACCAGAGUUCUCCAUCAUGAUCCUUACCGAGAGUCUCGACGUAGUCCAACUUAUGAUGCUUAUCCACGUUCUAGAAGAUCAAGGUCCAGAUCGCAUUCCCCAUCACACUCGAGGCGUCAUUCUCGUGGGCAUUCUGAUGAUCAUCGAAACAAACCAAGGACUCCUAAAAUUGAAUUUAUCACAGAAUUUGGGGGCUCUGGCGAAAGCAAGGAACCGAGGCUAGAAGGACUAUCUCCACCACCAUCUCCUCCAUCUCAGCCUGAUAUGUUAAACCGGCCAUCAUCUGGUGCUGGUCGUAUACUCGAGGCAUUGCAUAUCGAUCCAGCAUCUGGCGUGACACUUGAUAAAGAUAAGAGCGGCAGAGCUGUAAAACCAUCAGCAAGUACGUCGUCAGCGCUUGCAAAGUUAACUAAGGCAAGUUCUUCUGGAGGGCCUUUAAAACAGGGAGAAAAGAAAGAAACUCCUCAAGAACGACUAAAGAGAAUCAUGAGUCAACAGCUUAAUAAACAAAUUAAGAAAGAUACAGCAGCAGAAAUGGCUAAAAAGAGAGAGCAGGAGCGCCAGAGACUUGAAAAGCUAGCAGAAACUAGCCGAUUAAAUGGUCACAGGCGUCGGAGCCGCAGUAAAAGCUACAGCCGAUCACCUCGUAGAAGAUACCGCCGGAGUAGGAGUAGGAGUAGGAGUAGAAGUAGAAGUAGGAGUAGGGGUUCGCGGAGAUAUUAUUCUCAUUCCCGGUCUCGAUCUCGCUCUCAUUCUCACUCUCACUCUCGAAGCCAUUCUCGCUCUCAUUCCCGUUCACCUUCUUACUCUCGCUCACCAAGGGUGAGGAGCCGUACAAGAUAUUAGAAAAGGAAUGCUGAAUCCUUUUUUCUGGGAAUAUUUCAUCCUCUCUUCUCUCUUAUUUCUCAUAUUUUUGUUAUGUUUCUUACUCCGAAUCUGUUCCUUUCCCUCUCGUUUGUAUUUGUUUAUAAUAUUGAAAAAAAAUUACUUAAAAAAGUUUACAUGGUCUUGGACUUGUUAU